Erinaceus europaeus (western European hedgehog) is the source of this 2003-nucleotide messenger RNA. Its product is annotated as interleukin-3 receptor subunit alpha-like. Gene Ontology annotation, biological process: homotypic cell-cell adhesion; positive regulation of neutrophil extravasation; T cell extravasation. Gene Ontology annotation, molecular function: protein binding. Lineage: Eukaryota; Metazoa; Chordata; Mammalia; Eulipotyphla; Erinaceidae. The transcript has 17 exons. The record is from RefSeq and is a predicted model, not a curated record. Bases 148 to 1488 code for a protein of 446 amino acids.
CCCCCCCAAAUAAAUAAUAAGGCUGAAAACAGCCGUGCCGUCUGGAAGCUUCCCGGUCUGCGGCCUGGUGGGCACCCAAGGGACCCCAAGAAGUAGGGCGACUGUGCCUGGGAGCCCCUCAGCACCCACAGACGCGGGGACCCCGUCAUGGCCGCCCUCCCGCUGGCCCUGGCGCUGCUGACCGUCGCCUGGCCGCCCCCCACCCGCCCGGCCCAGGACCCCCCGAUCGCCAACGUCAGGCUGGACCCCGGAACCCGGCGGCUGGUCUGGGACGAGAGGGGCAACGUGUCCGAGGUCCAGUGCAGCGUCGACCAGGACACGCCCAUGAGGGUGCGAGGCGGCAGCGGCUUCUGUCAGCUGCACGUGGUCCCGGCCUGCAGGCCCAGCACCUUCACCGUGGCCGUCACCCGGGGGCCCCGCUACGCCGCCUCCUUCCGGCACCCCGAGCUCGCCGGAGACCCGUCCGCAGCCCCCGAGCGCCUGAGCUGCUGGGUGCACGACUGGGACCUGCUGACGUGCCGCUGGACGGAGGGCCGGACAGCACCCAAGGGUGCUCAGUACCGGCUGUUCUGGGAGGACCUGCAGUCCCGGCAGGUGUGGGAGUGCGAGCGCUACGGCGGCACCCACGGCGGCACCCAUGACAGCACCCACUUCCAGUGCGAGUUCCGGGACGUGGGCCGAGGACACCCCGAGGAGCUGCAGCGUUUCCUGGUCAACGGCACCGGGGUGCCCUGCGCCGAGAUCUUCGUGGAGCUGGGGGCCAUCGAGCGGCUGGAUGCCCCCAACGUCACGGGGUCCUGCAACCAGACUUGGGCCGAUGUCCAGUGGCACAUGGCCGCCCGCUUCCAGUCAGACUUCUCCUACGAGGUCGUCGUGCACAGGGGCUCCAGGUCCGAGAAGCAUACGGUAAGCGGCCCCUCCCCCGCCGGCUCCCAGAUGCUGCUGCCCAACCCCGGGAACCUCCGUGUGCGCGUGCGGGCGCUCACCUUCGACCAGAGGUUCUGGAGCCCCUGGAGCCCUCUGAAGAGCUUCGAGUGUGAGCCGGCCCGGGCGCAGGAUGACUUUGAUCUCUCAGAUGCCCUUGGAGGUGACGACCCCAAGCCCACUGCCCGGCUCCCCAAGAAGCCCGUUCCAGGUGAUGACCUGAAUUUGGAAGAUGCCCUCAAUGGAGGGGGGCAUAAUGACCCACCGCCGCCCGACCCCCCCAAACCAAGACCCAAUCCGAACCCCAAACCCCACCAGCCCGGCACUUCCGGGAGCUUCUCGGACUCCGACCUCGUGGACGGGAACGCGGGUGGAGGCGGUGGCGGAGCCGGUGGACCCGGGAGCAACUGGAAAGAUGACGGGGAGACGCAGGCCGACUCGCCGGGCGUGAUCUCGGGCAUCGUGGGCGCCGUGCUGGUGGCCGUGGGUGGCGCCAUCUCCAGCGCCAUCGCCUACCAGAGGAAGAAGUGGUGCUUCAAGCAGGACGAUGGCGCCAAGGCCUAGGGCUGCGGCCUCUGGAAGCUUCUGGACUGACCCCCCCCUCCCGUGACCCCAGGACUGACCUUCUAUGACCCUCAGAACUGACCCCUGUGGCCCCCCCAUGACCUGUGUCUCCUGUGACCCCCUGUAACCUGUGUACCCCAUGACCUGUGUGACCUGUGACCCCCGUGAUCUGUGUCCCCUGUGACCCCCGUGACCUGUGUCCCCUGUGACCCCCGUGACCUGUGUCCCCUGUGACCCCCGUGACCUGUGACCCCUGUGACCUGUGACCCCCGUGACCUGUGUCCCCUGUGACCUGUGACCCCCGUGACCUGUGUCCCCUGUGACCUGGGACCCCCUGUGACCUGGGACCCCAGGACGGACCCCCAUGACCGUGUGACCCCCCACACACACUGAUUCCCCCCUCACCCCUGCUCCAGGCCUCCCUGAGAGACACGGGGAGACCCUCUCUGCAAGAGGGUGCAGGGGUCACGACCUUUUCUUUUUUUUUUUUUUUGCAUUUUAGCAAAAACAUAACA